This is a messenger RNA of Ilex paraguariensis (yerba mate), 2053 nucleotides long. Lineage: Eukaryota; Viridiplantae; Streptophyta; Magnoliopsida; Aquifoliales; Aquifoliaceae. The record is from the annotation of a GenBank genome assembly.
AAGAAACUUCUUUCUCUUCUUGCCUUAUAUUGACCAUUGCCAUUGACAAUCAAAAGCUCUCUCUUUCUUCUUUGUCUCUAACCUGGAAAAUCUGACAAGAACAACACGGAUAGGAGACUAAACUUGCUUUCAAAGUCGCAUUUACGGAGCAAUGGAUAGUGAUGAUGAGUUCACCUUUUGUCAGUAUGCCUGUCAACCAAGAUGGUGUUGAGGCACAGAAAAUAGUGCAAGAUAUUGGUGGAAUCGAUAUAAAAGAUGAAUGUGCAGGUGGUGCUGGUAUUAAUCACAAUCAGAAUAGUGGCAUCCUAUGGAAAAAUAAGUUACCCAGUAAUGCUGGCUCGCAAAAGGAUGCGACAGUUGGAUCUUUGUCUUUUAAUGUUAUCGAUGCAUCACCUAACAAACAAACGAGGGAGUUUUCCAAACAAGAAGCAUCAAAAGAUGUUGGAAAUUCGCUUAAGGCUUUACAGGAACUGAAGAAUCCUGCAAGGAAGCCUGCACCACGCACCAAGGUUCCUUUUGAGAAGGGGUAUAGCCAGAUGGAUUGGCUUAAGCUUACCCGUACACAUCCUGACCUGGCAGGGUUAAAGGGACAGUCAAAUAGGAGGCAAAUACCUAUGAAUGAAGUUAAGCAACAUCAAGUAGAAGGCUCCAUGUGGACUGUUCUUAAAGGCCACGUUUACAAUCUAGCCCCAUACAUGAAAUUUCAUCCAGGAGGUGUUGAUAUUUUAAUGAAGGCCGUCGGAAAAGAUUGCACCUCUUUAUUCAAAAGGAGGACCUAGUUUUAUUGAAUUUGGCUGCUGCAGGCUCAUACACAGUUUCAUGGACUGCUAGGGAUGAUGAUUUGAAUACACCGCAUCUUUAGAGCAUAAAAACGGGGGUUAUGACUCAAGUACGUGAAGAAUAAGCUUAUGAGACUGUAGAAGCAACCAAAAUGGCUCUGUCCAUAGCAAUUCUUUCGACAAACUAGAUUGUCAAAAUCUCACACUUAUUUGUGUACUAAUUAUUUCCCAUGUUAGGCAUCACUUCUUCUGGGUCAGUCAUCUGUAUGUGAGAGCAUUUCUUUGCCAAAGGGCUGAAUAAAGUGUGCCUCAUUUCACAUGAUCAGAUGGAAGUUUCUCGGGGCGCAACUUUUGCAAGUCAACUCGAGUCUUAACCUAAAAUCUUCAGUUGACAGUGAUUUCCAAUACUUGGCCUGGGAUUUUUGUAGGAAAUCUAGUUAGAGAUAAAACUGCUCUUAAGAAUGAUGGCAUAGGGAGACUUAUAAGGGAACCAACCUAACCCUAACCCAGGUGAAUUCUAGUUCAACCCAAAUGACGCUAGAAAUUUCAAUUCGAUUUGUGUAACCUAGGAAUCAUAUACAAAUUUCAACCAGGGAAUUAAACCCAAAUUUUGGCCUGACUUGUAUAACUCGAGUUCAAAAAUGUAAGAAUGGGUAGUACUCAGGUUGAAGAGUUCCGUUUGAUUCAGUCUGAGUUUUUUAAUUUGGGAAUGAAUCCAGGUUGACCUGUCGAAUCCAUUGAACCCACAUUGCACCCUUUCAAAUUUUGUUUCUAUAAAGAUUGUUGAUUUGAGUGUUGAAAUCCUUGAACACUUUAUUCAGAUAAACACCACGCUUGGGUGAAUGCUGAGUUCUUACUGGAGAAGUGCCUCGUCGGUACUUUGGAUGAUAGCCAGUGAAAUGCAACAUAUUUACUGUAAUCAAGAGAUUCUCUGCCCCGUACAUCAUUCCCAGCAUAUUUGGCUUGACAAAAAGACAAGCAGCAUCAUUUUUAAUUUAAACUGUAGAGAUUAAAACCUGAAGGGGACAAUUGUUGAAAUUAAAACUUGAAGGGGUGAAUCGCAAACUACCCAAAGGUGAAUGGGUGUCCCUAACUGUUGGAAUAAUAAAGUGAAUUGCCAUAAUUUUUUUUUUUUAAAUAAAGGAGGAACCUCCUUAAGGCAGGUUACAUUGGAUUCAUUCUUGUAUUUGUAUGAGUAAAACUCUGGAUAUUUGUACUAACAAACAAAUCAUAGAUAUCAUAUAUAUGUUUGGGAGACACCAAAGAGGAUUGAA